This is a messenger RNA of Perca flavescens (yellow perch), 369 nucleotides long. Its product is annotated as CD59B glycoprotein. The record is from RefSeq and is a predicted model, not a curated record. The transcript is spliced from 4 exons. Bases 1 to 369 code for a protein of 122 amino acids. Lineage: Eukaryota; Metazoa; Chordata; Actinopteri; Perciformes; Percidae.
AUGAAGAUGCUGCUUGGACUCGUGCUCCUCUCCCUCCUCGUCUCUCCAGUGCUGUCACUGGAUUGCUACGUGUGCAGUUCUUCUCCCACCAAUGCACAAUGCAACAGUAACAACAAAACUCAGACAUGUCAGCCGCCACUGGACACGUGCAUGACCGCCAUCGACAUUUUAGGCUUUGAGAAAGCCAUAGUGAAGUCGUGUGCCAGUCAGGCCACAUGCAAUGGAGCUGCCGCAGCCGCAUCAGUCGACUCAAGCGGAAACGGAAACAUCGUGAACUGCUGCAACAGCUUUAACUUGUGUAACUUCAGUGGAGCAGAGUCUGUUCACAUACACACAACACUGCUGCUUUUGACUGUGCGUAGGAUGUGA